Molecule: messenger RNA, 1837 nt
Organism: Zeugodacus cucurbitae (melon fly)
Lineage: Eukaryota; Metazoa; Arthropoda; Insecta; Diptera; Tephritidae
Product: chitinase-like protein 3
Exons: 4
Coding region: 91-1599 (502 amino acids)
Biological process (GO): chitin catabolic process; carbohydrate metabolic process
Cellular component (GO): extracellular region
Molecular function (GO): chitinase activity; chitin binding
Source: RefSeq, a predicted model, not a curated record
CGCAAUUUUCCGGUUAGUUAUCAUCGAAGUAUUGUCAAGCAUCAAACAACUUGAGCAAAGUGAAAGUGUGACUGUGAGAAAAAGUGUGAAAUGUUCUUCAAAUUAUUUGUGCUCAUUGCACUGGCUGCAGUGUUGCAACAGAAUGGAUGCGCCAAUGCGCAAAAACGAAAGCAUGUUGUCUGUUAUCACGGCACUUGGGCGACAUAUCGCCAAUCGAGUGGCAAAUUCGAUGUAAAUACCAUUGAUCCCUUCUUGUGUACACAUCUUAUGUAUGCUUUCUUUGGGAUUGAGGAGAGUGGCGAUUUGCGCAUUAUCGAUCCGUAUUUGGAUUUGGAGGACAAUGGCGGACGUGGCAAUAUACGUAAAUUCAACGCACUCAAGCUACAAAAUCCCACACUGAAAACACUGGCGGCGGUCGGUGGUUGGAAUGAGGGUUCGAAGAAUUUCUCGAUCGUCGCAAAUGAUCCGGAACGGCGUAAGCGUUUUGUACGCUCGGUGGUGCAAUUCAUACAGCGACAUAGUUUCGAUGGUUUAGAUUUGGAUUGGGAAUAUCCGAAUCAGCGACACAAUUUGUCCUUUGAUGAUAAGAAUAACUUUAUAACGCUGCUGCGCGAAUUGAGAGAGGGCUUGGACCCCUAUGAGUAUCUGCUCACUGCGGCUGUAGGCUCUUCAGCAGAAUCUGCUGCGAAGUCAUAUAACAUACCGGAGGUCUCGAAGUACUUAGAUUUGAUCAAUGUGAUGGCCUACGACUUGCAUGGUCCAUGGGAUCCGGUUACUGGCAAUAAUGCGCCACUCUAUGCAGGACCCAACGAUAUUACCGAGAAGAAUAAGCAACUCAAUUUAGAUGCCAUAGUCAAAUAUUGGCUAGGCGAAGGUGCACCACGAGAUAAACUAGUGGUAGGCGUGCCAUUCUAUGGACGUUCUUACACACUCUCAGACGCGGAACAACACACUGUAGGUGCACCACAUUUGGGACGCGGCCUUGCCGGUCAAUACUCCAUCGAACCGGGCUCCAUCGGUUAUAACGAGCUGUGCGAGCGCAUACAAACCGAGCCAUGGAAAGUGGAGUGGGACGAGUCGCAAAUGACGCCAUACGCCUACCUCGGCCAGAACUGGGUGGGCUUUGAGAAUCCGCGCAGCAUUGAACUGAAGGCGCAAUAUGUGAAGGAUAACGAUUUGGCCGGCGUGAUGUUGUGGUCAUUGGAAUCUGAUGAUUUCCGUGGCGCUUGCGGCGGUGAGAAAUAUCCACUGUUGCAAACCAUCAAUCGUGUACUCUUCGAUGGCCACACCGCAACAGGUUUGACGCAAGCAGUAUUGAAUUCCGUAGCAGAAAGCAUACAGCGGCCAGGCGCGGCUGCUAAUGUGGCGUCGUCCGCUGUUGGUGGACAGCAGCAGCAGCAACAAGCGCCUGUAGUACCGGGACCGCGUGGCAAUGGCGAUUGUGGACGUGAGUAUGAAGGUUAUAUGCGUGAUGCGCACGAUUGCGGCAAGUUCUACUAUUGUCAGCGCGGUGUCAGCUUUUCAUUUACUUGUCCACAAAGCUUGAAAUUCGAUUUGAUAUCAUCUAGCUGCAACUAUGCGCAACUCGUGCGGUGUUAGGGGACUUCAUAAUCACCAUCCCGCAAUUAUUACCAUAGUUUUAGUAGGUGUUGUGUAUCGGAAAUACGUAUGCAUUGUAUGCGAUAAUCAAUUUAAGUUGAAAUAUUUGAAUAAAAAAAUGAGCAGCCAAGUAUGCCAAUAUAAAUAUAAAUACAGUUAUGGGUACAUUUAUAUAGAAUUUGUACUAAACUUUUUGAAUUUUAUUGCAAAUAAAUAUUUUUAUAUUAUUCUUUGCAUA